Molecule: messenger RNA, 1320 nt
Organism: Talaromyces marneffei
Lineage: Eukaryota; Fungi; Ascomycota; Eurotiomycetes; Eurotiales; Trichocomaceae
Exons: 2
Coding region: 1-1320 (439 amino acids)
Biological process (GO): protein targeting to lysosome; early endosome to late endosome transport; endosome to lysosome transport
Cellular component (GO): extrinsic component of endosome membrane; early endosome; late endosome
Molecular function (GO): phosphatidylinositol binding
Source: RefSeq, a predicted model, not a curated record
AUGACCACAAGCCUUCCCCGGAGAGGUCCCUCUCCAUUCAACCCUGGAGCAACGACGUCACAGCCAAAAUCGUCCAACGUCUCCUACGCAUUCCAGCAGCCCAGUCGAACAAAGUCGCGAACAGAAAAUCGAAGGAAUAUACCCGAUACGGAGUCGAAUGAUACAUCUGGCGACAAGAACGCUGUUGCGUUAAUCCGUCGUGUUCUUUGUCCUGAUGUCUCCGCAUAUGGAUCGAGCCCACCGCGACCCUUGCAAGAGCUUCUCCCACCCUUGACUAGCUCCAACGACGUGGACUUGCAAUUGUACGCCCUGAUUGCAGUCAUUAUCAAGGAAUUCGUUUAUUCCUGGUACGCAAAGAUCACGCCGGAUCAUGUCUUUGUUGACGAAGUCUUGCAACUAAUCGCACACUGCACACGGGCCUUGGAACAAAGACUUCGGCGGGUCGACGUUGGGCAACUCGUCUUGGACGAAGUCACUGGGCUAGUUCAAGCCCAUAUUACUGCAUACCGAAUCGCAGCACAAGGGUCCGACUUGGUGGCAGUGAAGCCAUCAGCUCGUGAGAUUUACCACAAUCUAAAUCCACACCCGGGACUUUCCCCAGUGCCAAAGGUUUCGACGGUAUCACAGUUAUCCGAGCAACAAGAAAAUGAGAAUUUGUACCGUCACUUGCUGGCACAGAGCGUGUUGGCGGUGUUAUUGCCGACUGAGGAUUUAGAAAACGUUUGUUUGCGAACACUUGUUGAAGAUGUACUGUCCGAUCUGAUUCUGGGCAACCAGGUUAGUGGGAGAGUAUGUGAGGGUUGGUUCAUUUGGACCGCAAUAAGCAAGGUCAUUACCGUUGUGAAACAGCGGGAUUCUGAAGCCACGUCGACUAUAGGGCAGAGUCUGGAUGCUGUAGCAGAGGCAAGUCGCCUGGAACGAUUUGGCCUUCUGUCAGAGGAUGGGAACGAAACUAAAAAUGCCCAAAAGCAUAGCCAGUCCAUGGCUUCGCUAUGGCUAUGGAAGAUACUAUAUUCGGUCUAUCUCGCAUAUGUUACGAUGCGCUUCAUCAUCGGAGGCUUGUUGCAUACUGCACUAUCCAAUCCAGAGGCAACAGCCACGGAAAUGUUACAAACAGACCCUGUUACUACAACAAAGGCAACAAACCAGCCAGGUCCAUGUCGCCCUGUGCUUAGCUACAGAGCUUUUGGUUUGAUAUCUCAAUUAAUGGGGGUGCCACAGAAAAUGCCAUGGUUAAAUGGUUCGCUCUCGUUGAUUCAGAGCUUACUUUCGACAGGUCCUGGCAAGAUAGGUGGGCCAGGUAGCGUUCUUGAUCGGUAA